GCUGCCUAGGGUAGGCGCGCGGCUUCCCGCGCGGAACCGGAGCGGGACCCGCGCCGUGAUCGGGGCUGGGAUCGGGAGCAGGAUCCGGAUCAGGGAUCGGGACCAGGAUCGGGCCGGUGACGUUGGACACGGCAGCAGAUGGCGAACUCGGCAGCGAACUCGGGCCUCCCUAGCGCGGAGCUCUGGGCCUCCCACAACAAGAUGGUGAUGGAGCCGCUCGACAGCAACGACCCGGAGGUGCACAGCAUCAUCAAGAAGGAGAAGCAGCGGCAGAGGCUGGGGCUGGAGCUGAUCGCGUCGGAGAACUUUGCGAGCCGAGCGGUCCUGGAGGCCCUGGGAUCCUGCCUGAACAACAAAUACUCCGAGGGCUACCCAGGACAGAGGUACUACGGCGGGACCGAGUUCGUAGACGAGCUGGAAAGGCUGUGUCAGAAGCGAGCCCUGCAGGCGUACCGCCUCGACCCCCAGAAGUGGGGCGUCAACGUCCAGCCCUACUCAGGUAACGGUGCUGUCGGGAGAGCCAGGCUGGGCUGCGCCAUCCCGACGCCCGUAACCGCCCCGGUGUGCUCCCACCGCAGGGUCCCCCGCCAACUUCGCCGUGUACACGGCCUUGGUGGAGCCUCACGGCAGGAUCAUGGGGCUGGACCUGCCCGACGGGGGGCACCUGACGCACGGGUUCAUGACGGAGAAGAAGAAGAUCUCUGCCACCUCUGUCUUCUUCGAGUCCAUGCCCUACAAGGUCAACCCCAAGACGGGUUACAUCGAUUACGACCGCCUGGAGGAGAACGCCCGCCUGUUCCACCCCAAGCUGAUCAUAGCAGGCGUCAGCUGCUACUCGCGCAACCUGGACUACGCCCGCAUGCGGAAGAUCGCCGACGCCAACGGCGCCUACCUCAUGGCCGACAUGGCCCACAUCAGCGGGCUGGUGGCCGCCGGCGUCGUGUCCUCGCCCUUCGACCACUGCGACGUCGUCUCCACCACCACGCACAAGACCCUGCGGGGCUGCAGGGCCGGCAUGAUCUUCUACCGCAAAGGCACCCGCAGCGUGGACCCCAAGACGGGCAAGGAAACGCUCUACAACCUGGAGAGCCUCAUCAACCAGGCGGUCUUCCCCGGGCUGCAGGGGGGCCCGCACAACCACGCCAUCGCAGGUACACAGCGCCGGGCUGGCUGCCCGGACUUGCGCUGGCAGUGCCGCACAUCCCCACCAGCUCUCCCGAAGACCCUCCAACAACUUUUGGAAGCCCCCCAGAACUCAGCCCUCCCCCCCCGCCCCCCCCCCGCCCCGGGCUUUGCCUCCCCGCAGGGAUCGCCGUGGCGCUGCGGCAGGCCAUGACGCCCGAGUUCAAGGCGUACCAGCAGCAGGUGGUGGCCAACUGCAGGGCGCUCUCGGCAGCGCUGAUGGAGCUGGGCUACGACAUUGUCACGGGUAAGGAGCGCUCGGGGUCACCGGCACGGGGCCGGCUCCUGCGCACGGUCCCAGGUCCAAGCCAGGCCUCCAGGGUGUACGUGCACAGACGCGACGGGCAGGGCGCUGCUGUAGCCGUUCCUCAGGACUCCAUGAAACUAUUUCUUACCAGCUUUGCUAAGCAGCCCCUUCCCCAGGAAGGCACCCUUCUGCCCUCCAGCUCCGGGGCAGGCCCUGGUGAAUUUCCCACGCCUUUUCUUGCUUUAGUCUUGAUCGGGAGCAGUCUUUACCCCAACCUCCCGUCUUCGCAGGGGGCUCCGACAACCACCUCAUUCUCCUGGACCUGCGCAGCAGAGGCACGGACGGUGGCCGGGCCGAGCGGGUGCUGGAGCUCUGUUCCAUCGCCUGCAACAAGAACACGUGCCCCGGUAGGUGCCCUGUUUCCCCCGUGCCUCCUGCUCCCAGCUGGCCCCCAGGCCACGCAGAGCUCCCCACGGCGCUCCCAGCCCCGGGGGGCCAGGCCAAGUCCCCGCACAUGGCGGUCACGGUGCCCGGCCCGGUCACUCCCUCGUUCUGCUGCAGGCGACGUCAGCGCCCUGCGCCCCAGCGGUCUGCGCUUCGGGACGCCGGCUCUCACCUCCCGCGGCUUCCAGCAGGAUGAUUUCCGCAUGGUGGCUCAGUACAUCCACAGAGGGAUCGAGCUGACGCUGCGGGUGCAGAGCGACAUGAGCCCCAAGGCCACGCUGAAGGAGUUCAAGGAGAAACUGGAGGAGGAGCAAUACCAGAAGGAGCUCAAGGCACUGAAGGUGGAGGUGGAAGCCUUCGCAGCGACCUUCCCGCUCCCAGGGCUGCCUGUCCUGUAAGGGGAAGCACCCAGAGCCACGAACCCAGGACCACGGCGCGCACACACCCCCAGUCCCCGAGCCCAGCGCCCCAGAGCCUCCUCCCUGCUGCUGGCAGUGGCUCCGCGCAGCAGAUCCCAGCAGAUCCUCGUUCGGCUCUUCUUCCUCACCCCGUUUCGGAGGCAGGAACCCCUCUGAGCACAGCCCCCGCAGGGGCACACCACCCCUUCCAGCAGCAGACGUUACCGGCGGGUCUGAGCAGAAGGAAACCCCCAGCCUCAGACGGAUUUGGGUUUCAUCCAGCUCUGCCCGGCUGCGGGAGCAGCAGAGGAGGUUACAGCCCUGCCUGGCAUGGUUAUCUUUGCCAAAACCCCCCCCGCCCAGGGUGGCUGGGGGGGGGGUGGAAAAAAUGUGAAUCCACCCCCAGGAGCCAGCACCUUAAAAAGCCUUCCUGGCUUCAGCAUCCCAGACUUGCCUUUGGACGCGUGCACCAGCUCUGCCUUCGUGCUUGCCAGCCUCCACGUGCCUUGACAAGGCCAAGCCUCGUCGCAAAUCCCCCAGGAACAGCCCUCCUGGGCCUGCCGGGCCACCUCCACUGCUAGCACCAGCCCGAGGCUCCAGGGGUUUCUCAGACCUUCGGUGGAACCAUUUUUUAAUGAGCACAGUAAUAAUCAAGGAGUUAACCACAACGUAUGACAAGAAUUAUAAGCUUUAAAGAAUACAACCAAUUUUUCUUUUUUUUUUUUUUUGUAUUUCAAAAAUAUCUGAACCCAAAUAAAUAAUUUUUUUUUUUUUUUAAAAGUA
Messenger RNA from Cygnus atratus (black swan), 3054 nucleotides. It is a transcript of the gene SHMT1, whose product is annotated as serine hydroxymethyltransferase 1. The transcript is spliced from 8 exons. Gene Ontology annotation, molecular function: zinc ion binding; cobalt ion binding; mRNA regulatory element binding translation repressor activity. NCBI's taxonomy places the organism in Eukaryota, Metazoa, Chordata, Aves, Anseriformes, Anatidae. Gene Ontology annotation, biological process: folic acid metabolic process; protein homotetramerization; L-serine catabolic process. The record is from RefSeq and is a predicted model, not a curated record. Bases 139 to 2271 code for a protein of 710 amino acids. Gene Ontology annotation, cellular component: cytosol; cytoplasm; nucleus.